CUCCGGACUCUUAUUAUGAAACGCUUCGCCGCUGUCACCUUCGCUGUCCUCAUGGCUGGAGAUUACAGCAGAGCUUCAGUUCAUUAACCGAGGAUCUUCAUCGGGCAGCGCAUCCUCAUCCUCAGAUUAAAGCGGCGAGGUCACGAGCACUUCCUCCAUUUCCCACAAUCCUUCACUGCAGAUCAGUUGAAUGAAAGCUCACGCUGUGAAGUUCUUCAUCUCACUUUGGAUUACUAAUCUUCUCUUGGGUUUGUCUACGCGCAGAGGCACUCGUGGAGCUCAUGAAGACUGAACGGGAUGGGGACGGUGUGCUGGAAGAGAGCAGCUCCCAGGAGCCUGAGCUCUACAGCCCUGCGUCUCCCGGCCCGCAGCAGGAGCCCAUCUCCACGUACUUCGAGGAGAAGGUUCCCAUCCCUGAGGAUGACAUGACUAAGCUGUUUAGCUUUCGUAAACUCUGGGCCUUCACUGGGCCGGGCUUCCUGAUGAGCAUCGCCUAUCUGGACCCUGGGAACAUAGAGUCUGAUCUUCAGUCUGGGGCUAGAGCGGGUUUCAAGCUGCUGUGGGUUCUGCUGGGUGCCACCAUCAUCGGGCUGCUGCUGCAGCGUCUGGCCGCUCGUCUCGGUGUUGUGACCGGGAUGCAUCUGGCCGAGGUCUGCAACCGUCAUUACCCUACGGUGCCGCGGAUCAUCCUGUGGCUGAUGGUGGAGCUGGCCAUCAUCGGCUCUGACAUGCAGGAGGUCAUCGGCUGUGCCAUCGCCCUCAAUCUGCUGUCGGUCGGCAGGAUUCCUCUGUGGGCUGGAGUGUUGAUAACCAUCAUUGACACUUUCGUCUUCCUGUUUUUGGACAAGUACGGUCUGAGGAAGCUGGAGGCGUUCUUUGGGUUCCUCAUCACCAUCAUGGCCCUCAGCUUUGGUUACGAGUAUGUGCGUGUGGCUCCAGACCAGGCCGAGGUGCUGAAGGGCAUGUUUCUGCCGUACUGCAGCGGCUGUGGACCCACGCAGCUGGAGCAGGCCGUCGGGAUCGUGGGAGCCGUCAUAAUGCCUCAUAACAUCUACCUGCAUUCUGCUCUUGUGAAGUCACGAGACAUAAAUCGAGCAAACAAGAAGGAGGUGAAGGAGGCCAACAAGUACUACUUCAUCGAGUCCUCCAUCGCUCUCUUCAUCUCCUUCCUCAUCAAUGUGUUUGUGGUGGCUGUCUUUGCAGAGGCCUUUUAUGGCAAGACCAACAUGGAAGUGAGUCUGCAGUGUAAUGAAACCGGAAGUGCUCACAGUAAGCUUUUCCCAGCCAACAAUGAAACACUGGAGGUCGACAUCUACAAAGGGGGUGUGGUUCUGGGCUGUUUCUUCGGCCCGGCUGCGCUGUAUAUUUGGGCCAUCGGGAUCCUCGCCGCUGGGCAGAGUUCAACCAUGACCGGAACCUACUCGGGUCAGUUUGUGAUGGAGGGCUUCCUGAACCUGCGCUGGUCCCGCUUCGCUCGCGUGCUGCUGACGCGCUCCAUCGCCAUCUUCCCCACGCUCCUGGUGGCCGUCUUCCAGGACGUGCAGCAUCUCACCGGCAUGAACGACUUUCUGAACGUGCUGCAGAGCAUGCAGCUGCCGUUCGCUCUGAUCCCCAUCCUGACCUUCACCAGCCUGACCUCACUGAUGAACGACUUCGCCAACGGACUCAUGUGGAUAAUCGGCGGGGGUCUGCUCAUCCUGGUGGUGUGUGCCAUCAACAUGUACUUUGUGGUGGUGUAUGUGACGGCCCUCAACAGCACCGUCCUCUACGUCUUCUCUGCCCUCCUCUCCAUCGCCUAUCUCAGCUUCGUCUGCUACCUGGUGUGGCGCUGUCUGAUCGCUCUGGGCGUCUCUCGUCUGGACUUCAGAGGUUCGGUUCAGUAUCCGCCUGCCGUUCUCAUGGAUGAACAGCCAGAGUUUGAUUCCUGAAGCAGUGUGAACACUUGUUUGUUCUUCCAGUGUGAGGAACGCCCUCACUGUAACCAACAGCACAAUCCAAAUAUUAGUCUUUUUUUCUUGGUUUUCCUGCAUCAGUUCCUGAUCACUUUGUAUAGAUCUACUAUUGUAGGUCUGGCAGAACUGAUAGAUCUACUGUGCUCCUCAUAACUUAUUUACUACAACAGCUGCAGAAAUAUGGGCUUAAAAUGAUUCCUUACAGAACGUACACUGAGCGGUCUGUGUACAAUCAGUGUAAAGUCAAGAGAAUUUAACAGUACAAAUUAAACAAUGACUCGCUAACUAAUGAUUCAUUUGCUGAUGAACGGCAGACCUAGAAGGUUUGAACCGUUAUUUGUAGGUUCUCAAAGGCUGCUUUUCUUACCAUGAAUAAGCUGAUGAAGUGUUUUUAUGACCUGCAGGAACAUUAGCCUGCCUUCACCCUAAAACAUGUGUUUUAAUGCCUGAAUGAAAGAGAAAUGAGUAUUUAUUUUAUUGAAGGAGCAGUACUGACGGCAUUGAAUGCAGGACGCGUGAGACGCCCGUUGUGCACACUAGCAAGUGCUCUGCUCGCACAGACGACUGACACGCCAAACCUUCUGGUCAAAAAUAAAGGACCUCAUUUCUGUCAAUAAAUCAUCUAUCAUCAUUUUCAUUUUUUUUUCUUUUUCUUUUUCAUUUCAAAGAUUCUAUCAUUGGCUGUUUAUUUAGUUUAGGUGCAUCACUAGUUCAAACUUGUUUGCUGAACAGAUUUGCCAUCAUUUGACCGUACUAACAAGAGAUUCUGAACAAAAUAAAAAGCAUUACAGUGAAUGCAGCUUUAAAAAAAAAAAAAAGAAAGAAAUGCUAACAACAAAAGUGCCUUUAAAUUCUACAUUGUUUUGUGGUAUUGUGCAUUCUGAUGUGUCUUCAUUAGGAGAUGUGACUGUCAUCAAAAGUUUCCCUUCAUGCCAGAUCAUUUCAUUCAUGUUUUCAUUUCAUUCAUGUUUGAAAUGCCACUGAAAUGAUUUUGAUUUCCGGUUUCUCCGUUUUCAUGUAAAUGUGAGUUAUGUUGGUGUGGCAGAUACUUGUGUUCUGUUCUGCUGUAUGUUUGAGACACAUUCCAUGCUGUCAGUAAUUCAGCUGAGAGACAGAACGGCUGAGAUGUAUUUAUGUUUUAAGACAUGAAUCUGAUGAACCUGUACACACUGUACAUGUGUAGCUGCCUAAUUAAUAAAAGCCCAAAAUGUCA
This is a messenger RNA of Sinocyclocheilus grahami, 3165 nucleotides long. It is a transcript of the gene slc11a2, whose product is annotated as solute carrier family 11 member 2. Gene Ontology annotation, cellular component: endosome membrane; plasma membrane; lysosomal membrane. Gene Ontology annotation, biological process: manganese ion transport; iron ion transmembrane transport. Bases 282 to 1928 code for a protein of 548 amino acids. Lineage: Eukaryota; Metazoa; Chordata; Actinopteri; Cypriniformes; Cyprinidae. The record is from RefSeq and is a predicted model, not a curated record. Gene Ontology annotation, molecular function: iron ion transmembrane transporter activity; cadmium ion transmembrane transporter activity; manganese ion transmembrane transporter activity. The transcript has 18 exons.